UGCCAAUCGCUGCCAAUCAAGCUUCUUGGAGUUCCCAGCAGCACGCACGCGGGGUUGGAUGCACCGCAAUGCCGUGUGACGCCAUACCGGAUACACAUCAAGCACCAGCUCGCAGCUUUUCAGCGCUGCAACCACUCAAAUACCUCGUGAAGCACGACUGCGCAAGCAGCGAAUUGACACGAAACAUCCCCCCUCCCCCCCAAAAACAAACCCACCCUUACACCCACCGCGCCAGCACGUGAAGCAGCGGCCCAGCGGGUGAAGGCUGCCGUUGUAUUCGUUUGCGGAAGACCUCGGCUUGCCGCAACAAGCACCGCACGGUCCGUGGAGUCGCUUUAGCAGCCAAUCAGGACAGGUCUGAUAAUCGACAGCUCGAGGCAGCUUCUGACGUUCUUUUCUUCCGCCCUCUCCAUCACUCCUCAUCUCCACUCCUCCCAUCCUCAACCCCAUCCAAGAUGCAGAGGUUCUCGAGGCUCGGCCGUGUCGGCCAGAGCUUCGCUUCGCGCAGGUCAUUGGCUACUGUCAGCGAUGCACCGCUCUCCCGCAAGGUCGAGAUGACCAACUGGGAGAAGGGCAACUACAUCAACUACCAGAAGAUGUCAGAGAACCUCAAGAUUGUGCGCGGCCGCCUCAACCGCCCGCUCGCUCUCGCCGAGAAGAUUCUCUACUCUCACUUGGACGACCCUCACAACCAGGACAUCGAGCGCGGCACCAGCUACCUGAAGCUCCGCCCCGACCGUGUUGCUUGCCAGGAUGCUACCGCCCAGAUGGCCAUCCUCCAGUUCAUGUCAGCGGGCAUGCCCUCCGUCGCGACUCCCUCCACCGUCCACUGCGACCACUUGAUCGAGGCCCAGGUUGGCAACGAGAAGGAUUUGGCUCGCGCCAUCGACAUCAACAAGGAGGUCUACGACUUCUUGUCCACAUCUUGCGCUAAGUACAACAUUGGUUUCUGGAAGCCCGGCUCUGGUAUCAUCCACCAGAUCGUCCUCGAGAACUACGCUUUCCCUGGUGCUCUCCUCAUCGGUACCGACUCCCACACUCCCAACGCCGGUGGUCUCGGUAUGGCCGCCAUUGGUGUCGGUGGUGCUGAUGCCGUCGACGUCAUGGCUGGUCUUCCCUGGGAGCUGAAGGCCCCCAAGGUUAUCGGUGUCAAGCUCACCGGUAAGCUGUCUGGCUGGACUUCGCCCAAGGAUAUCAUCCUCAAGGUUGCUGGUAUCCUCACCGUCAAGGGUGGAACUGGUGCCAUUGUUGAGUACCACGGACCCGGUGUUGAGUCCCUGUCUUGCACUGGUAUGGCCACCAUUUGCAACAUGGGUGCCGAGAUUGGUGCCACCACCUCCGUCUUCCCCUUCAACGACCGCAUGUACGACUACCUGAAGGCCACCAAGCGUCAGCACAUUGGUGACUUCUCUCGCGAGUACGCUCACGAGCUCCGUGAGGACGAGGGCACCGAGUACGACCAGCUCAUCGAGAUCAACCUUGACGAGCUCGAGCCCCACAUCAACGGUCCCUUCACUCCCGAUCUGGCCACGCCUAUCUCCAAGUUCAAGGAGGCUGUCAAGGCUAACAACUGGCCCGAGGAGCUCAAGGUCGGUCUUAUCGGCUCUUGCACCAACUCUUCCUACGAGGACAUGACCCGUGCUGCUUCUAUUGCUCAGGACGCCAUGGACCACGGCAUCAAGUCCAAGUCUCUGUUCACCGUUACCCCCGGCAGUGAACAAAUCAGAGCUACUAUCGAGCGUGACGGUCAGCUCAAGACCUUCGAGGAGUUCGGCGGUAUGGUUCUCGCCAACGCUUGCGGACCCUGCAUUGGUCAGUGGGAUCGCCGUGACGUCAAGAAGGGCACCGCCAACUCGAUUGUCUCUUCCUACAACCGUAACUUCACAGGCCGCAAUGACGCCAACCCCGCCACCCACUCCUUCGUUACCUCCCCCGACCUCGUUGUCGCCCUCUCCAUUGCGGGUACCCUGAACUUCAACCCGCUCACUGAUACUCUCAAGGACGCCAACGGCAAGGAGUUCAAGCUCAAGGAGCCCUCCGGUGAGGGUCUCCCUGCCAACGGCUACGACCCAGGCCAGGACACCUACCAGGCUCCUCCUGCCGACCGCGAGUCGGUUACGGUCGCUGUCUCCCCUACCUCUGACCGUCUCCAGAUCCUGUCUCCCUUCAACGCUUGGGACGGCAAGGAUGCCACUGACCUCCCUAUCCUCAUCAAGUGCCAGGGUAAGACCACCACCGACCACAUCUCCAUGGCUGGUCCCUGGUUGAAGUACCGUGGACACUUGGACAACAUCUCCAACAACAUGUUGAUCGGUGCCAUCAACGAGGAGAACGGUGAGGCCAACAAGGUCAAGAACAUCAUCUCCGGCGAGUACGGUGCCGUCCCCGACGUUGCCCGUGACUACAAGAAGAACGGCAUCAGGUGGGUCGUCGUUGGUGACUGGAAUUACGGCGAGGGUUCUUCCCGUGAGCAUGCUGCCCUUGAGCCCAGGCACUUGGGCGGCAUUGCCAUCAUCACCCGCUCCUUCGCUCGUAUCCACGAGACCAACCUGAAGAAGCAGGGUAUGCUUCCCUUGACCUUCUCUGACCCCGCCGACUACGAGAAGAUCGGCCCCAACGACAAGGUUGACAUCAAGGCUACUGAGCUCGCCGUCGGCAAGCCCAUCACCCUGGUUGUCCACCCCGCCAACGGUGACAAGGCUUUCGACGUCAAGCUCUCGCAUACCUUCAACGAGGGCCAGAUCGAGUGGUUCAAGAACGGUUCCGCCCUCAACACCAUGGCCAAGAACCGCAAGUAAAUGCAUGCACCAUUUGAGAUGAGAUGCAACCAACCGCCACUGGGGAUGUAGAUAUGAAGAGGAUACCCGGGUACGAUGACGAACAUGGAUAGGAAGAUCCCAACUAGGGAUGAGAAGCUCAGAACAUGAGGCCUGGCAGCCCUUGAUUGGAUUUGUCGUGCAAGAAGUUUUCUUUAUGGCUCUUAUCCGGGCUCAAUAGGGUUGGGUUCGGCUUGUAUUUGUGACGGUGUUAGCAUGCAAUGUACGACUUCUAUUUAUUC
Macroventuria anomochaeta is the source of this 3058-nucleotide messenger RNA. Its product is annotated as aconitate hydratase-like protein. The record is from RefSeq and is a predicted model, not a curated record. Gene Ontology annotation, biological process: tricarboxylic acid cycle. The transcript has 4 exons. Gene Ontology annotation, molecular function: 4 iron, 4 sulfur cluster binding; aconitate hydratase activity. The coding region runs from base 456 to 2798 and encodes 780 amino acids. NCBI's taxonomy places the organism in Eukaryota, Fungi, Ascomycota, Dothideomycetes, Pleosporales, Didymellaceae. Gene Ontology annotation, cellular component: mitochondrion; cytosol.